This is a messenger RNA of Rotaria socialis, 888 nucleotides long. The record is from the annotation of a GenBank genome assembly. NCBI's taxonomy places the organism in Eukaryota, Metazoa, Rotifera, Eurotatoria, Philodinida, Philodinidae.
AUGAUUCAGACUUUACAAAAACCAAACCAAUCAAUUCGCAAGGUUUGCUUCCAAGUGAGCAAAAGAGGUGAACAGAAGUCUCUUCUUUUUUCUCGUUAUUAUUUUUCUCGUGUUGUUUCUGUUUCUGUUGUUGUUGUUUAUGGUCUUGGUGUUGUUGUUUAUGGUUAUUAUUUUUCUCGUGGUUAUUAUGGUUCUUAUCUUGUUUAUUAUGUUGGUUAUGUUGGUUAUGGUGUUGUUUAUUAUGUUUAUUAUUUUUCUUAUGGUUAUUAUGGUUCUUAUGUUGUUUCUUAUGUUUCUGUUGUUGUUGUUGUUUCUGCUGUUGUUGUUUCUGUUUCUGUUUCUGUUUCUGCUGUUGUUUCUGUUUCUGUUGUUGUUGUUUAUGGUCUUGGUGUUGUUGUUGUUUCUGUUUCUGUUGUUGUUGUUUAUGUUCUUUAUCUUGUUGUUUCUGUUUCUGUUGUUGUUGUUUAUGGUCUUCUUGGUGUUUAUUAUCUUGGUGUUGUUUAUGUUCUUUAUCUUGUUGUUUCUCUUGGUGUUUAUUAUGGUCUUCUUCUUGGUUAUCUUCUUGGUGUUUAUUAUGGUCUUCUUGGUCUUGGUUAUCUUGGUGUUUAUCUUGGUUAUCUUUAUCUUGGUCUUCUUUCUUAUCUUGGUCUUUAUCUUGGUUAUCUUGGUCUUCUUGGUCUUCGUUAUCUUGGUCGUUAUCUUGGUCUUUAUCUUGGUUAUCUUUAUCUUGGUUAUCUUGGUCGUCUUGGUCGUUAUCUUGGUGGUCUUCUUGGUCUUCGUUAUCUUGGUGGUCUUCUUGGUUAUCUUGGUCUUCUUGGUAUGGGCAUUAACGCGGAGAAAUUAGAUCAGUAUGAUUGUUGGUUUUCAGAUAGCGAUUUCGUGAUUUGA